Molecule: messenger RNA, 2747 nt
Organism: Seriola aureovittata
Lineage: Eukaryota; Metazoa; Chordata; Actinopteri; Carangiformes; Carangidae
Product: prohibitin-2-like
Exons: 10
Coding region: 54-956 (300 amino acids)
Biological process (GO): mitochondrion organization
Cellular component (GO): mitochondrion; membrane
Source: RefSeq, a predicted model, not a curated record
GUGACCUUGGCCCUCCUCUUCACUUGGUUGUCUAACAGGCAGAGAGGACGAGCAUGGCUAAUAAAGAUCCCGGGAGUUUUCUGCAGCAGCUGCGGCAGAUAGCAGGCAGGAUGUCAUCAGGACCUCGGGGUGCAGGACUCGGUGUCAAACUGCUGAUUGGUGCCGGAGCUCUGGCUUAUGGAGUGAAGGAAGCCACGUACACAGUUGAAGGAGGACAGAGAGCGAUCAUCUUCAACAGGAUCGGAGGGAUGCAGAUGGACACGGUGCUCGCAGAGGGACUCCACUUCAGGAUACCCUGGUUCCAGUAUCCCAUCAUCUACGACAUCCGAGCCAGACCCAGAAAGAUCUCCUCGCUCACCGGGAGCAAAGACCUUCAGAUGGUGAACCUCACGCUGCGAGUUCUGUCCCGGCCGCUGGCGUCCAACCUGCCCGUCCUCUACCAGCAGCUGGGUCAGGACUACGACGAGCGCGUGCUGCCCUCCAUCGUCAACGAGGUGCUGAAGAGCGUGGUGGCCAAAUUCAACGCCUCACAGCUCAUCACACAGAGAGCACAGGUGUCCAUGCUGAUCCGCAGGGAGCUGUUUGAUCGGGCCAAAGACUUCAACAUCAUCCUGGACGACGUGGCCAUCACCGAGCUCAGCUUCAGCCGGGAGUACACGGCCGCCGUGGAGUCCAAGCAAGUCGCCCAGCAGGAGGCGCAGCGAGCUCAGUUUUAUGUGGAGAAGGCCAAACAGGACCAGAGACAGAAGAUCAUCCAGGCUGAGGGAGAAGCUCAAGCCGCCAAGAUGCUGGGCGAGGCUGUGACGAAGAACCCGGGCUACCUGAAACUGAGGAAGAUCCGGGCGGCGCAGAACAUCGCCAAGACGGUGGCGCAGUCCCAAAACAGAGUGUACCUGAACGCUGACAGCCUGGUGCUCAACCUGCAGGACAGCGACAAGUUCAAUUUCAGUCGCUGAUGAAGUCAGGACGUCGUCUCCUGGUCGGCAGGACGUCGUCAUUCCUUCACUUCCUCUCCUCCAGCAACAAACUCCCUCCGGUCUUCUCGCAGCGCUUCUCGCAGGUUAAUCGACUCCGCAUCAGGUUUUCAGUCUGAUCCAGGUUUAUCUGUGAACCACUUCCUGUACGGGGGGAGGGGGAGGGGCCACAACAGUUGACUGUAACCUGUGGAUUCCUGUGUCAUCCAGCUGCUGGGUGAUUUUAUUUUGAAAGGUUCCUGUGGUGUUGGUAAAAGACUCCUCCUCCAGUUUGUUUUCGCCUUCUUGUUUUUGCUUUUUCAGAAUCAGAAAAACUUGAUUAAUGAAUAAGAAGCUGGUUUCAUCCACCACUCGAGUCGUGGUUCUGACGCUUCCUGCGGCGCCGCGUUCACCUGUUCGUCUUUUCUGUACAUAAAGAUUUUCAUGUGGACGAACGCGUCUUCGUCAGUCCUCAGAUCGUCCCUUUAACGAGUAGGAAUUCAUUACGUAAAACACAUUUACAUUCACAGGACUGAGUUAAAGCGCCAGUGUCAUGACUUUAAACCAACACCAGAGGAAUCUUCAUUAAAGGUCAGUUCUCCAAAAUCACAAAGACGAGCUUCAACGUUACUGGUUGUGAUUUUUAUGAGAGAAAAAGUGAUAAAAAUGAGAAUAAACUCCUGCAGUCAUGAGAAUAAAAACAUUAUAUCUUUAUUCUUCAAACAAAAUGACUUGAUGUUUUUCCCUCUUACACCAGAGCGUCGUCUGUCCACGCAGACAACGAUACAGUAGAAGAAGAAUCCUAUUUUCUAGUUUAAUCCACUGAUUUAUUCUGUUUAUUUAAUAGUUUGAUUAUAAAAUGUCAGGAAACAGUUUACAGAGACUUCACAUGUCUGUUUGUCCAAGUAGCAGAUAUUCAUGUUGUAGAAGCUUUUUCUUUCCGUUGCAUUAAAAUCAUUGAUUAUUAUGAUUGUCAGAUAUAUUUUCUGUUUUUGAUUGAAUACUGAAUUGAUAAGUUGCUCAGCCGUAAUAACAUCAGUGCGUGGACAGACGGCGCCGCUGUAAAGGAGUGAAUGUGUCUGUGGUUUUGGGUGAACUGAACCUUUACGUACAGGGAGGGUGGAACACACACACACUUUAUAAUCCGCUGCUUUAAACACACUCCGUCGUGUUGGACUGUCGCCGCGUCUCUGAGCUUUGCAACCACGCCGCGGUUUGUAGAAAACCAGCAACAAACUGAUGUGGACUUGAUGGCGUCCUCUGUGCUCGGUGUCAUGUGACUCAGAAGAGAAAUGAAGUUUAAACUGGUAGAUUUAAGGGAACGCAGGGAAACGUCUUCAUUAACCUGCUCUCAGCUACAUGAGCGUUUCAAGCCGUUUAACACGUGUUUCUUUACUGAGGGAAAACCACCAGCACCUCUGAAGCUCAUCCAUCAACAGCAAGAAAAAGGCGGGAAAACAUUCAGAGGAUUCAUAUUUUCUCUGUUUUGAUAGAAACAGCACUGAAGUUUUAUAGUUUGUUGACAGAGACUUUAAAGUCUGUGAAGCUUUUUAGAUUCAUCAUUUAAACGGGACCAACAGUUAGAUACAGGUACAGGUGAGGAGCGGUGCGUUCAGGGACCAUCAGGUAGAAGCUGCAGUGACUCAGGACUCGCAGCACUUUCUGUGUUUUCAGUAAAAGCCUCAAACUAAACAUGAACAUUGUUGAGUCAUGAUCGUUAAUACAAGAGAGUAUUUAUGUCUCUCUCUCUCUCUGUCUCUCUCUCUCUGUCUCUCUCUCUCUCUGUCUCUCUCU